Saxophila tyrrhenica is the source of this 1089-nucleotide messenger RNA. RefSeq lists its product as uncharacterized. The record is from RefSeq and is a predicted model, not a curated record. The transcript has 4 exons. Gene Ontology annotation, molecular function: zinc ion binding; alcohol dehydrogenase (NADP+) activity. Lineage: Eukaryota; Fungi; Ascomycota; Dothideomycetes; Mycosphaerellales; Extremaceae. Bases 1 to 1089 code for a protein of 362 amino acids. Gene Ontology annotation, biological process: alcohol metabolic process.
AUGCCUUACCCAGAGACCGCGACUGGCUUCAUGAUUGAAGACCAGAAGAAGUGGCAAGACUUCCAGAAGAAAGAGUUCAAGCUCAAGCCGUUCGAGGACCGCGACAUCGACAUAGCCAUCGACUGCUGCGGUGUUUGUGGCUCCGAUGUCCACACCAUCAACGGCGGAUGGGGCGAGUGCCCACUGCCCAUCUGCGUCGGCCACGAGGUCGUCGGCAAGGCCAUCAAGGUCGGCAAGGACGUCAAGACCGUCAAGGUUGGCGACCGUGUCGGUGUCGGUGCACAGAUUGGUGCGGAUUUGACCUGCAACAACUGCAAGGCCGACCAGGAGAACUACUGCCCCAACAUGAUCGACACCUUCGGAGCUCCGUACAAGGAUGGCACGAUCUCGCAGGGUGGAUACUCGAGCCACAUGCGUGCGCACGAGUACUUCACCUUCAAGAUCCCGGAGGCGCUUGAGAGCGAGGUUGCCGCGCCUAUGCUGUGCGCCGGUAUUACGGUCUACAGCCCUCUGGUCCGUCUCGGUGCUGGCCCAGGCAAGAAGAUCGCCAUCGUCGGUAUCGGCGGGCUCGGCCACUUCGCGGUCCUUUUCGCCAAAGCCCUCGGUGCCGAAGUCUACGUCUUCAGCCACAGCCCCAGCAAGAAGGAAGAUGCGCUGAAGAUGGGUGCGAAGGAGUUCGUCGUGACCAGCGAGGAGGGAUGGUACAAGCCGUACAACUUCGCUUUCGACUUCAUCCUCAACACUGCCGACGCCGUGCACAAGUUCGACAUGUCCAACUACUUCUCCAUGCUCAAGAUCAUGGGCCGCUUCCACUGUGUGGGUUUCGGUGACGAGCCGCUGCCUACCAUGAUGGCGCAGGACUUCGCACCAAACGGCUGCUACUUCGGCGCCUCGCACAUCGGCAACCGCCCCGAAAUGCUGUCCAUGCUUGACCUCGCCGCGAAGCAGAACAUCCGCAGCUGGAUCGAGAAGGUGCCGAUCAGCAAGGAGGGCUGCGCCAAGGUCGUGACCAACGUGUCCGAGAACAAAGUCCGCUACAGGUUCGUCCUGACGGACUACGACAAGGAGUUCGGCCAGCGUACUGCCUAG